This is a messenger RNA of Aethina tumida (small hive beetle), 1229 nucleotides long. Its product is annotated as U6 snRNA phosphodiesterase 1. The record is from RefSeq and is a predicted model, not a curated record. Bases 52 to 870 code for a protein of 272 amino acids. Gene Ontology annotation, molecular function: 3'-5'-RNA exonuclease activity. The transcript is spliced from 5 exons. Gene Ontology annotation, biological process: U6 snRNA 3'-end processing. Gene Ontology annotation, cellular component: nucleus. Lineage: Eukaryota; Metazoa; Arthropoda; Insecta; Coleoptera; Nitidulidae.
UGAAACUAUAUGCCAUGAGCAGAUUUGUUUUGAUUUUCAAAAUAUGCAAAAAUGCUCUCGAAUAAAGGUGCCCUUGCCCUGAUUUGUGUUUAUGGGGAAGACAGUUCAGAUGACGAAGUGCCAGGUCCACGUGUAUCGACAAAACGGGUGCAUAAAGACGACAGCGACGAUGAUCCGGACAAAGUAAAACGAAAGGAAAAAUUGCCCGUACCAGCUGAAUUACUAAAAUCAAACAAUGACAAUGAAGUUAUGGACGAGCCUUCUUUGCAUGAUGGCAGAAUUAGAUCUUUCCCACAUGAACGAGGCAAUUGGGCCACAUAUGUGUACAUACCUUAUGAACAAGAUACUACUGGAAUGUUGGAAUUGAUACAAAAAAUCAAAAAUAUUAUACCUAUGGAUAUCGAAUUAAAAGAGGUAGAUGAUUUUCAUAUCAGUUUGACUAAAACUGUUGUAUUGAAACAUCAUUGGAUUCAACCUUUUGUAGAUUCAGUAAAACAACAUACUAUUCAUAAAAAAAGAUUUAUGAUAAUGUUUGACUCAUUCAAAAUUUAUUGUAAUGAGGAAAGAACUCGAACAUUUAUAGGUCUGACUGUUAAAACUGGGUUUGAUUCACUUAUGCAACUGGUUGAAAUUUUGGAUAAAUGUUUGGUGGAAUAUAAACUACCAACAUUUUAUCAGGAUCCAUCUUUUCACAUGAGUAUUGCUUGGAUAGUAGGAGAUGUAGAGGAGGAAUUGAAUAAGUAUAUCUCAGAAAUGAAUAGUAUUUUUAAUCAGUUGAUUAGUGUUUAUUCACAAGAAAAUUGGUACAUUUAUGUCAAUUACCUGUUAUGUAAAUCGGGUAAUAAAACCUUCCAAUUUAAUUUGUGUUAAUAUAUCAGUAAAAGCCACAGUUUAAUUUACACAGUACUUUGUGGUAGUAAGACACAGUAGAGCUGUAAACGAGUGAGACUGACAAUAUACAAUAAUCAUGUUUUAUAUUAUACUGGCGUGAAUGAAAGUGCUAAAUUAAAAUAUACAAAACGUCCCUCAAAAUAUUCUCAAAAAGUCAAUAAAGUAUAUUUUAAUUUAGAGUGAUCCAAAAAUGUUUUACUCAUGGUGGAUGAAAGAGCUUAUUAAGUAUUAGCUGUCCCAAAUAAACACUCCUGUUGUGACACAUUAAACUGUCGCAUUUAUUUAUUGAGGGUUUUAGGAAGUUGUUUUUUGUUUAAAUAAACAGUAUUGUUGGAAAA